CUGGGAGGUGCGCGCUGGGUGACAUCAGCUGGCGAGGCGCCCGGGCAGCGCGGCGCAGGCAGGGAGCAGGCAGGCGGCCGCGGGCGCGCGCCUGGAGCGGGGCGUUUGGCAAGGUGGGAGCUGGUCUGCUUGGCAGGACCUCCCCAUCUGGGAUCCAUCUGUGUUUCCCUGGAACCGGACAGGCGGCUCCAGGCGGUGAGAAAUCGCAGAUGUGAGGGACCUGACACAUGUCCAGCUAAUGAAAGGAGAAGGAAGGCUGGGCUCAGCCUGCGCUCCGAGAUUAAGAGCGGCGGAGGAAGAGCCCUUUUAUUUAUACUGCGAAGAAACUAGGUGUAUGCGACAGCAGCUGGAUCGCGCUAACCUUGCCGCUUAGGUUGCUGGUGAGAAGAGGGUGCCAGUGAUGCCCGGAUCGCCUGUGGAAGUGAAGAUUCAGUCCAGAUCCUCUCCUCCCAACAUGCCGCCGCUGCCCCCCGUCAACCCCGGCGGCCCCCGGCCCGUGUCCUUCACCCCAGCCGCACUGCCCAACGGGAUAAACCAUUCCCCCCCGACGCUCAACGGGGCUCCGUCGCCACCCCAGCGGUUUAGCAACGGCCCUGCCUCCUCCUCCUCCUCCUCCCUGACCAACCAGCAGCUCCCAGCCACGUGCGGCGCCCGGCAGCUCAGCAAGCUGAAGCGCUUCCUCACCACCCUCCAGCAGUUUGGCAAUGACAUUUCUCCAGAGAUCGGGGAGAAGGUCCGGACCCUCGUCCUGGCCUUAGUGAACUCAACGGUGACAAUUGAGGAAUUUCACUGCAAGCUGCAAGAGGCGACGAACUUCCCCCUAAGGCCGUUUGUGAUCCCCUUCCUGAAGGCCAACCUCCCUCUGCUCCAGCGCGAGCUGCUGCACUGCGCCCGGGCUGCCAAGCAGACGCCGUCCCAGUACCUGGCGCAGCACGAGCACAUCCUGCUGAACACCACCACCGCCUCCCCAGCCGACUCCUCCGAGCUGCUGAUCGAGGUGAACGGCAACGGGAAGAGGCACAGCCCGGACAGAAGAGAAGACAACAGCUUCGAGAGAGAGACGCUGCCGACGGAGCCUCCGGCCAAGCGGGUGUGCACCAUCAGCCCCGCGCCGCGGCACAGCCCGGCCCUCAGCAUCCCCCUGAUGAACCCCGGCGGGCAGUUCCACCCCACCCCGCCGCCCCUCCAGCACUACACCUUGGAAGACAUCGCCACCUCCCAUCUGUACAGAGACCCCAGCAAGAUGUUGGAGCACAGGGAGAUUCGGGACAGGCACAGCAGCCUCGGUCUGAAUGGAGGGUACCAGGACGAGCUGGUGGACCACCGCUUAACAGAGAGAGAGUGGGCUGAUGAGUGGAAGCAUCUGGAUCAUGCGCUGAACUGCAUCAUGGAGAUGGUGGAGAAGACGAGGCGCUCCAUGGCCGUGCUGCGGCGCUGCCAGGAGGCGGACCGGGAGGAGCUCAACUACUGGAAGAGGCGCUGCAGCGAGACGGCCGAGACGCGCAAGGCGGGCGGCGAGCUCGUCUCGAGGCAGCACAGCCCCAGCAGCUCCGACUCCAUCGGCAGCGAUUCGUUGCGGGAGUUCAGCAGCAGGUCGGGAACGGGCUACGUCACUGAAGAGAUAUGGAAAAAAGCUGAAGAAGCCGUGAACGAGGUGAAGCGCCAGGCCAUGUCGGAGGUGCAGAAGGCCGUGGCCGAGGCCGAGCAGAAGGCGUUUGAGAUGAUCGCCUCCGAGAGGGCUCGCAUGGAGCAGACCAUUGCGGACGCCAAGCGCCAGGCGACUGAGGACGCUUUCCUUGUGAUCAACGAGCAGGAGGAGUCUACAGAGAGUUGUUGGAACUGCGGCCGCAAGGCCAGCGAGACAUGCAGUGGCUGCAACAUCGCCCGGUACUGCGGCUCCUUCUGCCAGCACAAGGACUGGGAGAGGCACCACCGGAUCUGCGGCCAAAGCCUGCACAGCCAGAGCAAGCCGCUGGCUCUGCCCGCGGGGCGCUCCGCAGCCGCCAAGGCCAUCGACGGCGUGGCCAGCCCGGCCCUCGAGAAGACUUCGGCAGCCACGUCUCGAUCCUCCACUCCUGCAUCUGUGACAGCAAUAGAAACGAACGGACUCUAAAAGGGAAGUUUUGGUUCUGUCCAUGUGAUUAGUUUUCCCGAGUUAUUUUUUUUUUACUUUGGAAAA
Oxyura jamaicensis (ruddy duck) is the source of this 2179-nucleotide messenger RNA. RefSeq names its product CBFA2/RUNX1 partner transcriptional co-repressor 2 (gene CBFA2T2). Bases 401 to 2113 code for a protein of 570 amino acids. The record is from RefSeq and is a predicted model, not a curated record. Gene Ontology annotation, cellular component: nucleus. The transcript is spliced from 11 exons. Gene Ontology annotation, biological process: negative regulation of DNA-templated transcription; DNA-templated transcription. NCBI's taxonomy places the organism in Eukaryota, Metazoa, Chordata, Aves, Anseriformes, Anatidae. Gene Ontology annotation, molecular function: transcription corepressor activity.